Penicillium taxi is the source of this 531-nucleotide messenger RNA. RefSeq lists its product as uncharacterized. NCBI's taxonomy places the organism in Eukaryota, Fungi, Ascomycota, Eurotiomycetes, Eurotiales, Aspergillaceae. The record is from RefSeq and is a predicted model, not a curated record. Bases 1 to 531 code for a protein of 176 amino acids. The transcript is spliced from 3 exons.
AUGGAAUCUCUUGCCCUCCUCCGCCGUGGUCGCAGCAAUGAGCUGAACAGACUUGCUAGUGAGCACCUAGAGCACGAUCUGCAGCCCGAAGAUCGCGACAGGCUUAAGUCCGCCGCUUCCAAGAUAUCCCUGUGGACAACAGUUGGAUCAGCAGUUGGCGUCAGCCUUGGUCUAUUUGCUGCAGUUCGAUUGCGCAACACACGCAAGGCAUUCUUCGCUGCAGUUCGCGCGCAAGAAAAGCCAACCAAAGUGGUUUUCGCCGACGGCCGCACUGAAGCGAUUCCUGACCUGACCCCUCUACUAAAACCUACUGCCCUCGGUGAUUUUGCGACUUACUUCUUCGCCUCGCUUGGUGGACUUUUCCUUGGUGGAGAGCUCGGUUUCGCUGGCGGUGCUGCUAGUGGAAGCAGCAGCUUUUCUGCCGAUACAGAAAGCAGGAAGCGUAUCGAUAAAGCCUUCCGGGCGUUCCGAGCUGAUGUUCUGAGGAAAGAGGCCGACGCCCUGGACCAAGGCUCCAACAUCAUAUUUUAA